Symbiodinium necroappetens is the source of this 1299-nucleotide messenger RNA. NCBI's taxonomy places the organism in Eukaryota, Dinophyceae, Suessiales, Symbiodiniaceae. The record is from the annotation of a GenBank genome assembly.
AUGAGCAGGGUUGCCCCCUGGGCCUCCUGGGCCGAAUUCCAUGGUGUCUUCCUCCAGCUAACAUCUUCGCAGCCGGGCGAAAGAGCCAGGGGUGUCAAGCGAGUUGAAACCUGGAGGACUCGAUGUCGACUACCUGUGGCGGUGGAUGUCACAGCAAGCUUCGUGGAGAUAAUGCUGAACGAUGCCUAUCUGAAUCCUGAAGCAGCCGCCCCCCGAAGUGAUCACGAACUGCGCCUCAUGUAUGCAAUGGCCGUCGUGCGCCUGGUCAACGGCAUCGUAGAUGUCUCGCGCACGGGGAGGACGACCAUCUUGGCCAGGGCACAGAGUGCAGAAUGGCCACAGCUGUUCGUGGAUCUGCGGCACGAAGCCUCUCACCAGAACCUGCCAUCAUUGCCGAUACUUCGCCUGGCAGCCCAGGAGGCCGUUUGGCUCCUGGUCGAGCGCUACUGGCGCCCUCAGCUUCAAAAAAUCGAGGAGAGAGGGCGCAACGGAACAUCCCAGCUGGCGGACCGAGGGGCAAAGACCCUGGACCGGAAGUUGAAGGCUCUCAUGUGGUGCACAGCGGCGACGCGUGCUGCAGAGGAGCCAUCGCAGAAACGCCGGAAGUUUGGCAACAAGAUGAAGGCUCAAGAGGAUCAGGAUUCAGCGGCUGCUGCAAGAGAAGCAAGCUUGGCGGCCAAGAAGGCUGCUGAAGAUGUAUCCGGAAUGGCUGCAGAUGAAAGUAAGCUUCUCGCGCGCGUUUUUCAGGUUCUCGAGGGCGAACCUCAUGCAGACGGAAGAGACAGCAGAGCUCUGCACCUGCUGUGCCAGACAUGUUCGGAGAACUUCGCUUUGCGUUUGCUUCGCCAUCUUCUCUUUGCGGCUGCGGGACUUCCCACAGUAAAGCUCGAGGGGGCGGCUGACAACUGUCCAAGCUUGCGCAAUAUCUCUGAUCACUAUGGUUCUGCAGCGACCGAGCAGGGCAUGAAGGAGCACUCGAGGGAGGAUUCGGAAAGGAUGCUCCGCUGGCUUUGGGCCCUGUUGUCUGACACUCCGGACAAAGAUUCUGGAAGUUCUUCACGAGUCCGCUGUACGUUGGCCAGCUUACUGCCUUCACUGCGGCUUGCCGCCGUUGGCCACAUGGCGAGCUCAAGCGGCUCCGACGUUGCAUCUCGCUCCUCUCGGCUCUGGGCAGUCCUGAGAGAAGAGCCCCUGGAUGCCGGGGCCGACAUGUUCUCCGCCAUCUGCGAGGCAUUGGAUCCAACCAGUGGCCUCUCCUUGCCGGACUCUCCAAGUCAAGGACCCCUUUCACCUCUUAAU